UAUUACAAGUAUUAUACUUAUAAUAGAGUAACAAUUGUAUAUCUUGAAUGAUAAAUACAUUUCUUUACUCAGGGCGCCACUUGGGGCGUGUAAAGUUAGUCGGUAUUACCCGGAUGCGGAUGUUGACGUCCGCCUAUGAUCCAGCGUCAGUCGUGUGUAAUCAUCAUUCACUACGGGAUCGUAAGAGGGAACCGUGACCCUAUACACCUGAUGUAAGACCACUAGUACGGGAUUUUUGUUUAAUUUGUCGCUGUUCUGCUUUCGAAUAAACAUCGUAAUGGCUGGUCGACGGAUUUAAGAUCGGAUUUAAGAACUAUGCUAGUUAAACAGCGUGUCUCAUUUAGUAACAGCUGUUGUAGAAGACGAGCUGUCAUCGACGGGUUAGAUUAGCCGGUGAGCUAAACAACAAAGCAUGUCCAGUUAAAUCAGAUUUGUUCAGCAGAUUGCCUUGACAACAAUCAAUUUCUCCUGGACUUUUUGCGUGAAGAUACGGCAUAUCCCUCACGUUUAAAACUGAGGUAUAGACUGGUAACUGGUUAUCCAAGAUUUCCAUCCACAGUUUAAGAAUCAAGUUAUAUUUUGGUGAAUGAAACCGAUCUUAUUAAGGUUACCCGUGGUGAUGGUUGCUCUUAACAACAAAGCAUCGUUUUCCAUGGCCCCAUCUGGAGCUCCCAUCAAGCCUGUUUCUGCUGGGGAUUUGUAGGCAUGUAGUCUUGUAAUUGUUGUAUGGCUGAUGAUCAAUAUGUCACAUGGAUGUCAGCAUGUUAUUAAGGUGACAGAAGGUGGGGCAACAGAAGCUGUCCGGGAAUCAAGAAGGAAGUGUGUGAGAAUUGACUAGUCAGAUCACUAUGUCUUCUUUAAUCAAAUUUUACUAGUGACUGUUGAAACGAGAAGCAUCUCAGAAAUGCACCAGAACUGCAUCCAUCCAAGCGAGACAUUUAGAUAAGAACGGGAGGCUCUGUUGGAGCUGUGAAUGUGCAUCAUAAAAAGCUAAUACUCUGAUGGUCCUACAUCUGCCUGGAAUCUUUCUACAUUUGGAAGUGAUGGAACAACUCAUCUAAGACAACAGACAGUUUGUCAGACAUCUGCUCAGGGUGUCUAUUGAAGUGUGCCCUACCUGUGGAUUAAAGUCAUGUUGGGAUUGUGGAUGCUUCGUUCUGCGACAAUGUUGCCUGCUUUUUGGAUGCUGAUAUUUUUGGGAACCUCCAUCGGGCUGUCGGAGACCAUGACUAGAGAGGAGAAGAGCAAACUUAGGAACCAAGUUCUGGAAAUGUUUGACCACGCUUAUCAGAAUUACAUGGACCACGCCUACCCUGCAGACGAGCUGAUGCCCUUGACCUGCCGUGGACGAGUGCGUGGACUAGAGCCUAGUCGAGGGGAUAUAGAUGAUGCCUUGGGGAAGUUCUCCCUCACCCUUAUCGACACACUUGACACUCUUGCGCUGUUGAAUAAGACGGUGGAGUUUGAGGAGGCGGUGAGGAGAGUAGUGACCGAUGUACGCUUAGAUAAUGACAUCGUGGUGUCUGUAUUUGAGACCAAUAUUCGUGUGCUAGGUGGACUGCUGGGGGGUCACUCCAUGGCCAUCAUGCUGAAGGAAAGCGGUGGAAUGGUCUGGUACCGGGAUGAACUGCUGCACAUGGCCAAAGAUCUUGGGCUCAGAUUGCUGCCUGCGUUUAACACCAGCAGUGGUCUGCCUUACCCUAGAGUGAAUCUGCGUUAUGGAGUCAGAGGACCCGAGACACGUACAGGCACUGAAACGGACACCUGCACUGCCUGUGCUGGUACACUUAUACUGGAGUUUGCAGCCCUGAGUCGGUUUACCGGAGACCCUAUAUUUGAGGCCCAUGCGAGAAGAGCUCUGGACUUCCUUUGGGAAAAGAGACAGAGGAAUAGUAAUCUCGUGGGAACAACCAUUAACAUCCAUUCUGGAGAGUGGGUGCGCAGGGAUAGCGGAGUUGGAGCAGGCAUAGAUUCCUAUUAUGAAUAUUUGAUGAAGGCCUAUGUAUUACUAGGAGAUGACCAAUAUCGGCAGCGUUUUAAUAUUCACUACGCAUCCAUAAUGAAAUAUAUCAGCCAACCUCCUUUGCUACUGGACGUCCACAUCCACAAACCCCUGCUACCGGCCCGCACCUGGAUGGACUCCUUGCUUGCAUUUUUCCCUGGACUGCAGGUGUUAAAGGGGGAUAUUCGGCCAGCCAUAGAGACACACGAAAUGCUUUAUCAAGUCACCAAAAAACAUAAUUUCCUCCCUGAGGCAUUCACCACUGAUUUCAGGGUUCACUGGGCCCAACAUCCCCUGCGGCCAGAGUUUGCAGAAAGCACCUACUUUCUUUAUAAGGCCACCAAAGAUCCGUAUUAUCUGGAGGCGGGGCGGACCAUUCUGGAGAAUCUGAACCGCUUCGCUCGAGUUCCCUGCGGAUUUGCUGCUAUGAAGGAUGUGAGGACAGGGAGUCACGAGGACCGCAUGGACUCUUUCUUCCUGGCGGAGAUGUUUAAGUACCUGUUCCUGCUGUUUGCUGAUGAGGAGGAUUUGCCUUUUAAUGUGGAAGACUAUAUCUUUACAACCGAAGCGCACCUGCUCCCUCUCUCUCUGUCUACUGCCUUGAACUCAACGCCCCCUAUGGUUAACAAUAUGGGUGAAGAGGAGAUGGAUGACUCAAAUUUUGAGUGGACUUGCCCCAACAACCGCCUUCUCUUUCCUGACCCUGCCUUCCCACGCAAUUUUCGUGAACCAAUCAGGAGUGCUGUAGAUAAGAGCUCUCCACGCCCGGCGCUCCAACGAGAGCCUGGUAUGGGCCUUCCUCCAUUGAGGGCUCAGGACUUCAUGGCCAAUAAUCCAGAACACCUGGAUUUGCUGAGACGGAUGGGUGUUAGUCUCAUCCACUUGAAGGAUGGUAGAGUGCAACUCGUUCAGCACGCUACACAGGCUGUGAGCAAUGUUGCUGCAGAGGACGGCAUGCGUUUCAUGCAGGAGAUGAUGGAGCUUUCCAGCCAGCAGCAGAAAGAGCAGCUUCCUCCACGAGCUGUUCAGAUUGUGUCACAUCCUUUUUUUGGUAGAGUGGUACUGACCGCAGGGCCCGCGCAGUUCGGAGUGGAUCUUUUCAAAAGCAGCUCUGGGGUGCGUGGGUUUGUAACCGUAGCAGAGCCCUACAACGGCUGUUCCGAGUUGACUAACGGUGAGAUUGUGGCUGGCCGGAUUGCUCUGCUGCAGAGGGGCCAGUGCAUGUUUGCAGAGAAGGCCAGGCAUAUUCAGAAAGCUGGGGCCAUAGGAGGCAUUGUCAUCGAUGAUAAUGAGGGCAGCAGCAGUGACACGGCUCCAUUAUUCCAGAUGGCAGGAGAUGGGCGGAACACUGAUGAUGUCACUUUGCCUCUCCUCUUCCUGUUCCACAAAGAAGGCAACAUACUUUUGGAGGCUCUGAAGGAAUACAGGGAGGUGGAGGUGCUGCUUAGUGAUAAAGCAAGAGACAGAGAAGCCAUUUUUAAAGGGAAAGCCCUCCCGGGCACCCUCUUGGAUGGCAAUACGGAUGGCACAGAGGAAGAGGACUGCUCCAUGGAGGAAAAAGACCACAGUUCUGACGUAUCUGAACCUCUUGACCAAUCACAAGUCACUACUCAGGAACAGCCGGUGGAAGGGCAGGAAAGUGGGACGGGGCCAGCGGAGGGAGGGGCCAGCAGUUAUGUUGCCGUGGACGUAGGGGAGGAGCCUGCAGAGGAUGAGGACUCAAGCAGUCGAUCGGUGGACUCGCUUAUGGCUGAUUGGCAGGAGGACUUGGAAGCCUUUAAGCAAAUGGAGAAGGAUGAGCUUUGACAUUCCCAUUCGUCUCCUUUUUAGUACAGUAUGUCCCAGCCAUAGCACAGACUGACGAAUCAGUUCUGCCAUAUAUGUAAAAAAUAUAUCGGACAGGUGUGAUCAUGAGCGUUGGCACAAAGAGCUCAUUUUCUACAGCCGGUUCUCAGGGCUUAUUUGUGAUUUUCUCUGAUUCAACCUUUUAACUUUAACUUUAACAGAAGACUGAAAAUUGUUAUUGAAAAAUGGACCCAGACAUUACCUCUUCUCUCUCUCUCUGCCCAAACGGUUCUGUCCAGUUUUUGUCUUCCCUCUCACAAAUGGAUUGCCUGAUAAUUGAUGCACAGGUUUAAAUCAACAGUGAUUAAUUAUCUGAAGGACUGAUUAAUUUAAUGGCUGGUUUAACUGUGAUGAAUUGCUUUUUGCAAUAGGAUUAAUGCUUGGUUUGCUCAAUUUGUAGGGUCUUAAUCGGCCAUAAAAAAGGAAAUAAGACCUUUAAGGAAUGAUACAAGUAUAUGUGUAUGUUUGAAUGUUUGUCUGUAUGUUUAUUGCUUUUGAUUAGUAAGAAAAUCAGCCUGGACUUGAAUUUACUAUGCGAAAGAACUGCAGCUUCAAACUUUCCGCAUUAGGUAUUUAAUGGUCUUACACAUUCAAUCCAGAAAGGGUCUAUAUUUGAAAGAUGCGAUGAGAUCUGUCUUUUAAGGAAAAACAUUUAAGGACCAGACAUUUGUUUUCUGAUGAUAGGGACAUGCGAUCAUUUCUAAUGGUCCGCCAGGGGGCGCAAGUAGACUUGAACAUCGUGCCUUGGGGCAUGAAACGUGAUAAGCUCAAUAAAAUUGAUGAAUAAUUUUAA
This is a messenger RNA of Triplophysa dalaica, 4640 nucleotides long. RefSeq names its product ER degradation enhancer, mannosidase alpha-like 3 (gene edem3). Gene Ontology annotation, molecular function: calcium ion binding; mannosyl-oligosaccharide 1,2-alpha-mannosidase activity. The transcript is spliced from 21 exons. Gene Ontology annotation, cellular component: endoplasmic reticulum; membrane. The coding region runs from base 1133 to 3808 and encodes 891 amino acids. Lineage: Eukaryota; Metazoa; Chordata; Actinopteri; Cypriniformes; Nemacheilidae. Gene Ontology annotation, biological process: mannose trimming involved in glycoprotein ERAD pathway; carbohydrate metabolic process; endoplasmic reticulum mannose trimming. The record is from RefSeq and is a predicted model, not a curated record.